Molecule: messenger RNA, 2724 nt
Organism: Synchiropus splendidus (mandarinfish)
Lineage: Eukaryota; Metazoa; Chordata; Actinopteri; Syngnathiformes; Callionymidae
Gene: hdac11
Product: histone deacetylase 11
Exons: 11
Coding region: 217-1320 (367 amino acids)
Molecular function (GO): histone deacetylase activity
Source: RefSeq, a predicted model, not a curated record
CACUUUACGUACGCAGUCGGCGUAGUGGGUUAGCAGGCAGCAGCGCGCUCCUAAACCAAACUGCCCACGGAGCAUAGUGAGGCGUUCCAUGACACACAGCGGCCGGACGGAGCAUGACGCCAGCUUCUAGUCCUGCGUGACUCCUGCCGAGGACAUGAGAGUUGACGAGACGUAAUCCACAUUCACGGCAGUUAAAAGCAGCAAUGCUGGAAAAACAUGUCUCACAAAGAAGAUGGUAAUGGAUGCAAAAGUCCUCAUGAAACAGACUUGUACUCCAGCAUCCCUGCAAGUUGCCUUCCCAUUGUGUAUCAUCCAGACUAUAACAUCACUUUCAUGGGCCUGGAAAAGCUUCACCCAUUUGAUGCUGGAAAGUGGGGCAAGGUGAUUCACUUCCUGAAGGAGGAGCAGUUCAUCACCGACGGAAGUAUCGUACAAGCCCGCGAGGCAACUGAAGCAGACUUGCUUGUGGUUCACACAAAACGCUACCUGAGCAAGUUAAAGUGGUCCAUGGUGGUGGCAACAAUCACGGAAAUCCCGCCUCUUGUGUUCCUUCCCAAUUUCCUUGUGCAGCGAAAGGUACUGAGGCCACUGCGAACACAGACCGGAGGAACAAUUAUGGCAGGGAAACUGGCAGUUGAUCGAGGUUGGGCCAUUAAUGUUGGAGGAGGCUUCCACCACUGCUCCAGCGAUAAAGGAGGGGGCUUUUGUGCCUACGCUGACAUAACUCUAACCAUCAAGUUUCUUUUUGAGCGUGUGGAAGGCAUCUCCAAGGCGACCAUCAUCGAUCUGGACGCUCACCAGGGAAACGGUCAUGAGAGGGACUUCCUGGACGAUCACCGUGUGUUCAUCUUGGACAUGUAUAACCGCUACAUCUACCCCAACGACAGAUAUGCCAAAAGAGCCAUAAAGAGGAAGGUGGAGCUGGACUGGGGCACAGAAGACGCAGAAUAUCUUCAGAAGGUUGAGCUACAUACCCAAGGAGCGCUGAACGAGGUCCGACCUGACAUCAUUGUUUACAACGCUGGGACAGACAUCCUGGAUGGAGACCCUCUGGGUGGACUGUCCAUAUCACCCCAGGGAAUCGUCAGAAGGGAUGAGAUCGUGUUCAGGGCUGCAAGGCAACGAGGGAUUCCAAUUGUUAUGGUCACGUCAGGAGGAUACCAGAAGCAAACGGCUCGCAUCAUUGCAGACUCCAUUCUCAACCUGCAACACCAGGGCCUCAUUGGGUCAGAACCACUUGAUGGGGAGGGAUCGUCGUCACUUGUGAGCAGCAUGAUGGGUGCCACCGUGUCGUGUGGUUCGAGGCACACCGCAAUAUAGAGUGGCUUCGAUGGUUCACAGUUCUAACACUUUAAAGAGCAACCUGUGCAAUUACAAACAAGCCAUUACUGAACCUGUGUAGACCUUAACAUAGAGGCGGGUGUUCAUUGUUCAGAGUUGUGCUCCGCUGAUACCUGCUUGUGUUUCAUGAUGAGUGAAGGCAACACGGGUUGAGCUUUUGAGUGCUGUUUUGGAAACAAGUUCUGAUAUUAGAUAAAGAAUAUACGUUAAUGAGCAGUUCAUGAAAUUGUAUUUACAUACACACACAUAUUCUUGUGGGACCUCUCUUUGCCAUAACCCUUUCCCCAGCCUCUCACCUUAAACCUAAUAAUUCAAAACAUGUGGCUAAUCUUAACCAGGACUCUGAACCAAACUAAAACCCAAUUGUAUAUAUAUAAAAUUAUACUUUUUCAGACGUUUCAACGCCUCAAACCUUGUGAGGACCGUCCACAAUGGUCUCAUUCUGUUAGUUAAAAACUCAAACUGGCUCUCAUGAGGAUAGAAGUACAAGAACACGCACACACAAAGAAAGGUGACAUAGAAGAAAAGUAAGAAGCGAACACAACUCUGACGCACCUGUUGAAUCAUUUUCAUUUAGAGUCUAGCUUGUUCUCUUGCUGUGUAAAUGGUCAUUCAAAUCAUUCUCACAGACAUUCAACUUCACCCGCUCGCUACUUUAAAUGAAUACUACAAUCUCAGGCAUGUGCACAGACCUUUUGGCCAACAAAUGUUCCUGAAAGCCUCAUAGACUCCAGCGGCUCAUGAGCACCUGCAUGUCAGGGAGUGAUUCUUGGGAGAACUAAAUGCCCAGGUCAUUCACCAAAAUACAUUCAAGUAGAAAUUAUGAAAAAGAGAGAGUACCUUUUUUUUCCUAAAAAUGUAAGUAUGUUUUGCUCCAGCAAAACUUUUUUUCAUGUCUGGAGAUAGGGCUGGUGACGGAGUACCACUAGAGGUCUAUCUGUGCAUGUGCCUGACAUCAUGGUUGCUCUGAGCUCAUCUGUGUAAAUAGGAUUUUUAAAAACAUAACAAUAUUUAUUUUGAUACUGACAGUGUGUGUGUUCUUUUGGGACUGUUUUUGUUGUUGCCAAACUGUCCACGCGCUUGUGAGAACUCACUAGCCUUUUGACAUCAGUUUUAAGUCAACAUCACUGUAAAUAUUGUAAACAUUGAUUGGAUAUUCAUUUCAGAAUAUGGGAGACAGGAGCUUAAUCUAUUGAGCUGGGAAUGAUUGAUUUAAAUGGAUUUUCCAACAAAAAUAACUGUGAUGAUUUUAUUUAUGGGGUGACUUAAAAAACGUGUGGAAGAGAUGAGGGACAAGGUGGGCAGUUAUUCUUUUAAUGUCUCUUUAUUUAAGGAAAUGCCGAAUUAAAAAAUAAACAAAUAAAACAUUGGUGGUUCACAUGU